Alligator sinensis (Chinese alligator) is the source of this 1249-nucleotide messenger RNA. It is a transcript of the gene MRPL46, whose product is annotated as mitochondrial ribosomal protein L46. Gene Ontology annotation, cellular component: mitochondrial large ribosomal subunit. Bases 58 to 1044 code for a protein of 328 amino acids. Lineage: Eukaryota; Metazoa; Chordata; Crocodylia; Alligatoridae. Gene Ontology annotation, molecular function: structural constituent of ribosome. The transcript has 3 exons. The record is from RefSeq and is a predicted model, not a curated record.
GGGGGGCAAUAUGGCGACGCCCAUGCCGGGGCCCUCAGAGUAUUGUGGGUGCCUAGGAUGGAAACAUGGCGGCGCCCAUGCCAGGCUCCGCAGUGCAUUGUGGGUGUCUGGGUUGGAAACACACUGGUGCAUUGUGCGUCCCCUAGUGACAACAUGCUGGCGCCCAUGCCAGGUGCCGCGCUGCAUUGUGGGUCCGGGUGGAAACAUGGCGGCGCCCAUUGCAGGCCUGCCGCAGGGCAUUGUGGGUCUCAGAUGGAAACAUGGCGGUGCCGCAGUGCAUUGUGGCUCCCCGGUGGCAUCAUGGCGGCGCCCAUGCCGGGUCUCGCAGUGCAUUGUGGGUUCUGGCGGGGCGGCGGUGGCGGCAUCAUGGCGGCUCCCACGCGCGCGUCCGGGGCGCUGCGUGUCCGCCCCGUGACGCGUCUGUGGCGCCCGCAGUGGGAGACGGAGCGGAGCCACCUGUCGGACCACGAGGUGCGGUACCGGGACGAGGAGGAGCGGCUGCAGCGUUCCAGGGACCAGGAUGACGACCUGGACCACGGCAGCGUGGUGCUGGCGCAGGACCUGGAGGAGACCUGGGAGGACAAGUUCCAGAAGACCGAGCUGGCCCCCCGCCUCACAGAUGCUGAUAAGAGCAAUGACCGCACCUCUCUGAACAGGAAGCUCGACAGUAACCUAACACUGCUGGUCAAACAGAAGCUUGGUGACCAGGAGCUGUGGCUUCUGCCUCAAAUAGAGUGGCAGUCAGGGGAGACACUACGAAGCACGGCGGAGCGAGCCUUGGUGUCUUUCUUGGGAAAUCGCAUCCAAGCCAAGUUUCUAGGGAAUGCGCCGUGCGGACUUUACAAGUACAAGUUCCCCAGGGCCAUCAGGACUGAGAACAGCGUGGGGGCCAAAGUAUUUUUCUUCAAAGCUCUUCUCCAAAGCAACCAUCUGUCCAAGGAAGAAAGGAAAGGAGACUGCGUAUGGGUCACCAAGAGUGAGAUGGAAGAUUACUUGAAACCAGAAUACCUAAAGCAAAUCAGUAGAUUUGUGGUGGACCUGUGAGAGAGAGCUGUGCUCCAAGCAGGUAGGGAGAAUAUGGGACAGGAUCUUUGGGAGGAGUGCAGCUGCUGCUUAGCAUUGCCUGUGUGAUCAGAAUGCUAUCCUAGACCCUGAAGAAGAAUCCUGCAUCCCCUUGUUUUGUGACUGUCUUUGCAGGGUCUGUACUAAAUAAAUAUUAAAACCUCUACCACGUGAGGAUCUCCCUGGA